Larimichthys crocea (large yellow croaker) is the source of this 522-nucleotide messenger RNA. Lineage: Eukaryota; Metazoa; Chordata; Actinopteri; Sciaenidae. The record is from the annotation of a RefSeq genome assembly.
AUGACUUAUAUUAUGUCUUUAUUUUUGUUUGGGUUAGUUUUGGGGUUGGUUGCGGUUGCUUCAAACCCUUCGCCUUAUUUUGCUGCUUUAGGUUUGGUUGUGGUGGCUGGCUUAGGGUGUGGUAUUUUAGUGGGGCAUGGGGGUCAUUUUUUAUCCUUGAUUUUGUUUUUAAUUUAUUUGGGGGGAAUGUUGGUGGUGUUUGCGUAUUCGGCAGCUUUAGCCGCGGAGCCUUACCCAGAGAGUUGAGGUAGUCGUCGUGUUAUGGCAUAUAUUUUUGUAUAUGUGGUGGGUGUCGCCAUAGUUUCAGGUCUUUUUUGAGGGGGGUGAUAUGAGACUUCUUGGGUGCCUGUGGAUGAGUUGGGGGAGUUAUCUGUAUUGCGAGGAGACUCAGGGGGGGUUGCGCUGAUAUAUGCUGGGGGUGGGGGGAUGUUAGUGAUUGGUGCUUGGGUAUUGCUUUUGACGUUGUUUGUAGUGCUGGAGUUAACGCGGGGCUUAAGCCGGGGGGCGCUUCGAGCGGUUUAA